UAAUCUAUCUAGAACCUUCUUUUCCACCGCCACUUAUAAAUAUCUAACCCCCCUAUGUCUCUUACAUUUGAUAAUCCAACGAACUCUGUCAGUUGUUUUUUUCCUUACAAAGAUUGAAGAUUUUUCAGACGGAACAUAGAAAAAAGGUAGAACACUCUAACAGUAUACAAGGAUUGAUGGAAGAAGUGGUAAUAAAGGAAGAGGAAACUCAAGUGACGUUUGCUGCUCCUGGAACGGCGGGGUUAUCUUCAUCUUCAUCGUCUUCUUCGUCUUCUAAUGCCACUCCGCAGCCGCGGGAAGGGCUUAACGAGGUUGGUCCGCCGCCGUUCCUCACCAAAACUUUCGAAAUGGUCGAAGACCCAUCGACAGACUCGGUAGUUUCAUGGAGUAAAGCUCGAAACAGCUUCAUUGUUUGGGACUCCCAUAAAUUCUCCACCACUCUGCUUCCUAGGUAUUUCAAGCACAACAAUUUCUCCAGUUUCAUUCGCCAGCUCAAUACAUAUGGCUUUCGAAAAACUGAUCCAGAUAGAUGGGAAUUUGCAAAUGAAGGGUUUCUGGGAGGGAAAAAGCACCUAUUGAAAACGAUCAAGAGGAGAAGAAAUUUGGUGCCGAGCUCGCAACAUCAAGGUGGAGGAGCUUGUGUUGAGUUAGGACAAUUUGGAUUAGAUGAAGAAGUGGAACGAUUAAAGAGGGAUCGAAGUGUUUUACUAGCCGAAAUCGUGCGAUUAAGGCAGCAACAGCAGCAUUCAAGGUACCAAGUUGUUGCAAUGGAGGAAAGGUUACAGAACACAGAGAGGAAACAGCAGCAGAUAAUGACAUUCCUUGCUAAAGCUCUACGAAACCCAACUUUUAUCCAGCAAUUCGCUCAGCAAAGACAGGUUCAUGGGGUCGAAAUCGGGCGAAAACGCCGACUAGUAGCGAGCCCCAGCUUGGAGAAUUUGCAGCAAGAAGCAGUCCCUGUGGUGGUCGAUAAUGAUCAAGUCGAGGAACAAGAAGAAUUGGCUACCAUCGAGUCAGAGAUCGAGACGUUUUUCACAUCCGCCAUGGACAAUGAAUCCAGCAGUGAAAUCAAGGAUCAUAUAACAAGUCCAAUGCCCGUGUCGAAUGUGACUAACAGCUUGGGUGUCAAUGAUACGAUAUGGGAAGAGUUAAUAAAUGAAGAUUUGAUAGGUGGUGAACCAACGGAGGAACUCGUGGUUGGUGAUCAAGCUGAAGUUGAUGUUCAAGUUGAAGAUUUGGCAGCAAACCAAGCAGAUUGGGUUGAUGAUUUGCAGGAACUUGUGGAUCAAAUGGGUUAUCUCAGAUCAAAUCCAUGACCAAGA
Hibiscus syriacus is the source of this 1322-nucleotide messenger RNA. Its product is annotated as heat shock factor protein HSF30-like. Bases 177 to 1316 code for a protein of 379 amino acids. Gene Ontology annotation, cellular component: nucleus. NCBI's taxonomy places the organism in Eukaryota, Viridiplantae, Streptophyta, Magnoliopsida, Malvales, Malvaceae. The record is from RefSeq and is a predicted model, not a curated record. Gene Ontology annotation, molecular function: DNA-binding transcription factor activity; RNA polymerase II cis-regulatory region sequence-specific DNA binding. The transcript is spliced from 2 exons. Gene Ontology annotation, biological process: regulation of transcription by RNA polymerase II.